Messenger RNA from Pocillopora meandrina, 9920 nucleotides. The record is from the annotation of a GenBank genome assembly. NCBI's taxonomy places the organism in Eukaryota, Metazoa, Cnidaria, Anthozoa, Scleractinia, Pocilloporidae.
AUGCCGACUUCGUGUGUCCCUGUACGUCACUGUGGUACCCAUGCCCCGGGAUGGCUCAACGGUCCUCACCCUGCUGUGCAUGAAGGGGCAGUGAGCCGUGACGUGUGCUUUCAUUGGAGAAGUUGUUGUUCCUGGCGGAAUUCUGUUUUGGUGCGUAACUGUGGGGCAUUCUAUGUCUAUUUCCUUUCUCCGACAAUGACAUGUAACUUGGGCUACUGUGGCAAUGGGAAAGGUACGGUGAACUAAGGACAGUUGAUAGUAUUUAUCGACCACACCAAUCGAUGUAAAACCGACUGAACCUUGUCUCUUACUUUUUUCUUUGCUCCGUUAUCUUCCUAAGGAUUCUUAUAACAACUUUACCUGGCUCAACAAUACCAAACUACUGUAUUUUUAAUGCAUUUUCUCCAUAAAAAAAAGACUGUUCCAGCAUUCUUCCCUUGCAUUUCUUUGCUUUUAACGCCCUUCAGUCAAACGACUCCAUAGCUACUCUGAUUAAUACAUCUUUCGAAAUUACCUAGUUCCAGAACCGACAACUCCGCCCAAAGUAACGACAGUUACGACAACUGAACCAGGUAAGAUGGAAUUUUUUAACAUUCAUUCAAAACUGAAAGCGUCACUUUGCCAGACUGAGUUAAUCAGUUUCGUGAAGUCUAGCCUAUGAAAUGUGUUACUUCAAUCGAAGACUUUUUUCUUCGUAAACCUGUCACUUCUCUUCGAGUGAAAAGAAACCUAAAAGAUAAGCAAAUGAAAGAGUUUUGGAGAAAUGAUCUAAGUUGAAGAUUAUUUGAAAAAGUAAGUCAAGAAUUCACUAACAGCUUCGCACUCAAUAUCAAGUCGUCUUUUCACAGAAACUACAACAUCCGCACCGACCACAAAACCAACAACGGGACUAAAAGGUAAACAGAUGAUAAAAGACUCCUAUCGCUGUUAUGAUUAUUGUUUUUGCCAUUGUCGUGGCUGAUGUUGUUGAUUUUGCUAUGAUUGUUGUUGUUUUUCUUCUUCUUCGCGUAGCUUAUUAAUUGAACAAAGCAUAAGAAUGUUUACUGUUGAGUUCUACAGUAGUAUUCGACUUUCACAGAAAAAUUUGAAAGGAAUUGUCAAUAUUAAGGCUUACAGAUAAAAUUGGCCGAUAAUUUAGCCAAAGCUAUGCUUUUCACGUCAAGUCCUGUUUUUCCGCAGAAACUACGACAUUUGCACCGACUACUAUAACAACAACGGGACCGAAAGGUAAACAGAUAAUAAAAGACCGCUGUUAUUGUUGUUGUUAUUGUUGUUGUUGUUGUUUUUUUACCUUUUCUCCUUAGUCCUCUAAUUAUUCUUCGCGUAGCAAAAUGAUUGAAAAUUAAGGUACACGAAUCUUUUCGCUCUUACUUUUUACGCAGCAUUAGGCUUCAAAAGACUAAAUUAAAAAUAAAUCUACAAAAUUGAGGCUUAUUUGACAUAACGAUCCAAGAAUUCCCUCAAAGGUUCACAUUUUAUGUCAAACGUCUCUUUACACAGAAACUACUACGUUUGCGUCGACCACUAAAACAACAGCGGGACAGAAAGGUAAACAGAAAACACAAGAAUCUUGUUGUUGUUGUUGUUAUUGUUUCCCUUCUUGUUCUUCUUUCCUUUCUUCAACCUCUCGUUGCGUAAUAAUUCAACAAGGAACGCCAAAGAAUCUUUCCGUUAGCCUUAACCCCGGCAUUGGGCUUUCAAAGGCUGAAUUGCUUCGUACGUUUAUCUAAUGCUAUUUUCAAUCACGAAUACUUGGUCCGACGAAGUUCCUGAAAAACAUUGUCUACAAUGGCACUUAUGUCUUUUUUUAAAUCCUAUCAUAUUUCUGUUGAAAAUGUGUUAUUACAUCCCCAUUUUUACAGAAACAACCACCCGGCUGUCAACCACUGAAACUUCGGCUACUUCAGGUAAUCUAAAAGAGACAUCUUUCCUGAAGUGAACAUCAGAUGUAAACCAUUUACACAGCGUUGAUGUUGUUGAUAUUGUUGCAGUUGAAAAAGAGAGUAUGGUCAGAAUCAUCAUCCAGGACAUUAAGGAAUUUUCAACUUUGUUGAGCGUUGAAAGUAAUCCACGAUUACUUUGGUUUCGCUUUACUUCGCUUUUUGAUUGGUUAAGAGAGUUCACGCCACCCUCUCAACCAAUCAGAAUCAUAAAUAAAAGCAAUCGCAACUUGGUCACUAACUUGAAGGUCAACUGACACUUUUUCUACUUAUUUUUUUCUCUUUUUUCGCUUCUUUAGCUCCGACAACUGGGACGACCUUGAUGACAAGUUCUGGUCCAACUUUUCCAACAACUCCUUCAACCCCUUUAGGUACAGUUUACUUUUUUCGCUUGUUUCUUUGUUUACAACACCUGGUUUUUUAUCUUUCAUAAGAAAACUACACGUGGGUUUCGCUUUCAGUUAUCACUGCGCAUUUUGAUUCGGGGUUUUUUUCAAAGACUUAUUUUUUUUUUCUUAUGUCAAUAAGAGUGUCUAAACUACAAAUCCCUGAACGAGUCUACCAGAGCUGUAACAUAUUCAAGCAAGAACCGUCAAGCACUAUGUGACAACAGACUGCCAAAAGCCUGGUACAGAUUUAGUGGAGGAGCCGGCGACAAGAUGCCUGAGCGCUGUGUAGACAAAUUUAGCUGUGGAACCCAUGCUCCAGGCUGGUUGAGUAAAAGUCAUCCUUCAGUAACAGAAGGGGUUGUUGACGCUACAGUUUGUUUUCACUGGGGAUCAACCUGCUGUUUUUGGUCAUCCCAAGUCAAAGUUCGGAAUUGCGGAGGGUUCUAUGUUUACCAGUUGAAACAGACUCCUGCCUGCAGUCUUCGUUACUGCGGAAACAGGCAAGGUAGAGAAACAAUAACAGAGAAACGCUACGUAUGGCUAACCGCAACGAUAAAGCCCAUUGAACCAUAGGAAUCAGUUCCAUUUACCGGGGUGACUUAGAUUAUUGCUCCUACUAGAUGGGGUUCAUGGCAGUUUACUGCAUCUAAUUAACCUACGUAUCUCGUGAAGUUUCCCCCUGAAAAUUGUGUGGUACCUGACAUUUAUACCCUUGGUUGGAGGAAGGUUCCGUGGGAGUAAAUCUUUAUGCAAACGAAUGUAACACAAUUAUUUAACCGAGGCUCAAAAGUGAACCCUUUCUUCUGGAGUCCUGGGCGCUAACCGCUAGCUAAUCAAACUAAUACGUCUCACAUAUUUCAUAAUUCACACAGGCUUUUAGAGGAUAUGAUGCUGGCUCAUUAUAAUAAACACUGAUCUUUUGCUCAAUUCAUCUCCUCUCACUCAUUUUGAAUGAUCCCUUAAUCCGGAGUAUUAUUGUAGUAUUGAUAACUAUAUCCGACCUUCUUUGACUGUAAUUUGGUGCUAUUAACUGGGUUGAUAACAUAAAUUUCCUACCAUAGAGAGUUUCUGAAGCUGCUGUUUCGAGCGUUUUACCUUCGUCAGAGCUUAGAGUGUGUUAAGCGAAGUAGGCGGCGGGUUUUUUGGGCUAGCUAUGAAUCGUUCCCUUUCUUCAAUUUUUCGUGUCACUGUUUUACUUUAGAGCCAAUGACGAGUACGCCAUAUCCAUCGACGACCAAAGCGCCUACAACCCCUUCACUUCCUCCUGGUAAGUUACCCUUUACACCCUAACAUCAGAACGUAUAUUCUUCAUACUCAUCUUUAUACAUUUCUUAACCCUUUAACUCCCAAGAUCUCAUUGGUAAUUCUCCUUACUGUCUGCCAUAUAGUUCUUGUGACACUAGUUUGGAGAAUUUGGUAUUGGAUCAACUAGUAAUCCCCUAAUUAAUUUUUUUCUUUAUUCUCAUGACUUGUCUGCUUGAUAAUGUAUUAAUAUUGUAAGGAGAAAUUCUGUCUUGGUCAUUCUUGGGAGUUAAAGGGUUAAGGUGCUGACAAUGAGAAUUUGCUUUAAAAUGAAGAGCUUCUUCAGUUGGUGAUCAUGUCCUUUAUUCUCGUGACCUUAAUGUUUGAUUCAGGGGUGAUAUUGUGAGGAGAAACUAGAUGCUAAUCACUUUUAGGGUAAAGAGUUAACGCGAAGAAUAUCGUGUACGGUGACGUUUUGGCUAUUGUACUGAGGUGUGUCCUUACAAAUUGUUAUCUUCACGCUUGACAUUUGACUCUUUAACCCCUAAGGGUGAUUGGCAACUAAUUUCUCCUGGGCAGAUCGCCCUUGAAUCAAACAUUAAGGGCUAAAGAAGCUCUUGAUCGUUGCACAAAUUCACCUUGACAGCUUUUUAGGAAAGAUAUGUUGAACAGUAUGGAGAAUAUGCUUACUGAUGUCAGGGUGUGAAGGGUUAAAUUAAUACGUUUCUUUGUCUGGUGUCUCGCCAGCGAGCGAAAUACCAGAGAACCAACCGUUUGAACUUGAGAAUUUAUUCUGAAAAUCACAGAACGUACACAUAUCUGUCCUUUCUCUUCUGUUCAAAGAAUGUUCCAGAUACAAGGUCAUUAGUGAUGCAGAUCGUUCACAAACCUACGAAUACAAGAACGUGCAAGACGCCAGGCCCAUCUGUGACCGAAGGCUUCCCAAGGCCUGGUACCGAUUCUCAGGAUUGGCGGGAGACAAGAUGUCAAACGAAUGUGUCCCUCCUUAUCACUGUGGGACCCAUUCCCCCGGAUGGCUGCUAGGAGCUCAUCCAGAAGUGUCUGACGGAGUCGUAACAAGAACAGUGUGUUUCAGCUGGCGAAACAAAUGCUGUAGAUGGCGCAGUCAAAUCUCAGUCAGAAAUUGUGGUGAUUUUUAUGUGUACAAGUUACAAAGAGCACCGAAAUGUAAACUCCGCUAUUGUGGUGUUGGAAAACAAGGUACGACAACAACACCAGGGCCAACAACGAACCCGAUUCCAACAACAAUCGGUAAGUGUGAUUUUGUACUGUGUUGUUUAAUAUUAAAGUAUACAAAAAGCAGUUAUACUUGUCCGUAACAAAACCGAAUAAAAACACGUCACGGUGGCGUUUUUUUGUUUGUUUGAUUGUUUGUUUUUGUUUGUUCUUACGAAGUAAGCGGAUCAGCCGAUGAGGGCAAAAGAAAAUCACCGAGCAACCGACAAGAACUCGGAGUAAACUCUUUAUUUACCGUAUUUCUAGCGCGGAUAAGUGGGAGUGCGCAUGACCUAUUAGGAAAGGCGCGACUGCUCUUUGUCUUUUAGGAAGGUCGGGCGUAUUUUGUGGACCAAUCACAGAGGGAAGUGAAGCAAGACGAAUGUGGUGGCGGUUUGCUCUCGACCUGUAUUGAAAAUUGCUCCGUUGCUGCAAAAUGACCAAGUUGCAGUUUUUUUUUUUCGAGUACUGCGUACUGGUUCCGUUAUCAAGCAGAAUAAACAAGGGGAAAAAAAGGAAAGCGCUUAUUUCCAGUGUGCGCAAAAAGUUUUAAAUAACUAAAUAUCAUCACUCAAAUACAUAGGAAGCCAAAAAGCAGAAGUACACAACUUUAAAUGAAAGUUUUAUCUAAAAUGCACGAUAAAAUAAUAAUACAGUUAUCAUCAUUUACGAGCAUAACUUUCUUGUGUUGUAAAACUGUGAUGUGGUUUGAUGGGCAGAAUCUUUGAACAUCUGAGCAUCUUGAUUGCUUAGAUCAGCUUCUGCAAGUCCUGAAUGAACAAAACGAGAUAUUCAUGGUCUCAGUUAGAGGCGUGUAUUGAUCUGGCUGGGUUUAGCAAUGCUGUAUUGAUAUAAACAGUUUAAAAAUAAUUUUCAAACGAAAUUACAGGGAACAGGAAAACGGAACUUGUUGAGUGUAACUUAAAUUGCAUGUUAACAAUCGCGUUACGUCAAACUAAAAAAAUCGUGAGUGAUGUAAAUCAGAACUCAUUUUCUUUUCCUCCGAGCGUUAAGUCAAGAAAUCCAAAUGUCAAUGACCGAAGUGCUUGGUUGCACCUUCAACAAUUAUUGUAAACACACCUGUGAUCUUAUUCAGGACGCUUACCAUCUUUCAGCAGAAAGUACAAGUUCUUUUGCAGUUCGUGUAUAGGAAAGCUAUGUUUCUGACAUCUGAACAGCGAGGGAGUAAAACCGCACAUAUGCGAGGUUUAAGAUCGAUACAAUCUGAAAAAAAAGUUGCGUGGAAUCAUUCGCAAGCCUGCUUUUGUUUCGUUAAAGUUCUAACCUCGAGGCUUAGUUUUUACACUUGAACAACUAAUGAUGAACCAAAAAAGAAAUGGAAACUAACUAUUCUGAAACUUUUAUAGAUAUUAUCGUUUCAGUGAAUGAGCGCAAGGCAACUCUUGAUUUUCGCUCUUACUUGCUGCACACAGCGAACAUACCAUGUUUAAUUUGUUUACCAGAAAUUCGCGACCAAUUUUCGGGGCCAAUUUUCUCCUUGAUAAACUAAUCCAAGUAUAUUACAAAGUAAUCUUAUCUAUACAUUUAAUUUUUUUUUACCAAGCAGAAAGUAAUGAUCUGAUUGCUAGGCGAGAUGACUAAAGCGUAUCAGCUUUGGCAGUACGUUAAUUGGGAAGAAAUUAAACUUAAACGUUAACAAAUUAAAAGCAUUUGAAAUGAAAAAAAAGAAAAGAGCGCACACUGUAUUACUAUAUUUCUUAUGGUUUGUUUUCCACAUGUAAUCCCACGUGCUAGGCACUUUCCAUUAAAAAAAGAGAAAAAAAUGAGAAUUACCAUAGUCAUCGCUGAAAUGUGCAGAUUCCUUUUCCUGGAUUUCAGCGUUUGAACUGACGUGCUUUGACAUAAGAAUUAUUGCGAAAAGAACUCCAAAGAAAAAUUGCAUCUUAAACAUAUCUGAACAGCUAGGUGCAAUACAACGGUCAGAAUUAGAACUUGCAGUUGAACUGAAGAAUAAUGCUUUAUUUCUUUUAUAGUUCAUAGGCUUCUCCUGGUUGAGAUAAUAUGUACUUUGCGGUAAAGUUGUCUUGUUCACAUCGGGCUUGGCAAUUUAGAUGAAAGAGAUUCCGAACACGUGUGGCAGCUGGAAAAUAAUAUUUAAUUUUUUAUCCAAUUUCGCCAUAAUAUCUUUUCUUGUAUUUUUCUGAAGUUAAUAUGGCGUACUCAAACAAUCGAACUAUAUUUUGAAACGAUACUUCGCCAUAACACAACAAAUUUCUUACAAAGGUUUCACGGGUAACCUUGAUGAGUUUGAGAUCCCGCCGCCAUAUUGGUUAUUCAAAACCUUAUCAAAUUUUACAUUAGUUUAGGUUUUAUGUCUAUGAUUAGAUUUAUAAAAUAUGUAAGACAUGCGAUUUUUCAAUUUUGUACCACUCAACAUGAUCGAAACUCGAUAAAAAUUAACCGCAAUCCUGGUGUCCCCCGUCUGCUGAUUUGAAUUGAUAAUUAUCUACUCCUCUUUGGGGUGAUAUCAAAAUUUGUUUAAUGAUUGAACCUAGCUUUCUUACAGGUUAUGCGGUUUUUGAAACACACGGGAGAAUCAUAUGUCAAACAAGGCUGAUAAAGAGAGCAAAUGCGGUUUUAUUUUGCCUUUUAUUUUUCCCUCCGUUUGUCCAGCAUCUGCCGCAAAUAAAGUAUUUUGUUUGAUUUGAAUUUAGAUUAUAGGCGAUAUAAUUUUAAAAAUUAAUUCUUUUCAACAACUGUCGAUUUCAACACGUUUUGGUGAAACUGUUUUAUAAUCAUAACGUCUCUUCGUGCGAGGAGGUGAAAUUAUACAGAAUAUAUAAGGAAGAUCUGCAAAUCUCCUGUCGUGAACAAAAAGUUGCAUGUAACUUGCGAGCAGGCCGUCAUUAUAUAUUAGCACCGCAGGACGCGCGUGUUUUUCCGUCCGCGGAAAGAUUGAAGAUUUAAGACGAAUCGAGGAGAGGUUCGCAGCUGGUCUGGCACUAAAAAUUUGCGCUAGAUCUCAUACCAGCUCGCGUAGCUUAAGGCUUCAUACUUUAAUUUUCUUCGGUUGAAGACACGCCCGUGUUGAAGCGCUGAUAAUGAGCCCAUACUCAGAGGCUACAUAGAGAACACGAUCUGUGGAGCUGCCAUGCGCAGCUCGGAGUAGAAAAGCGAUACAUUACUUUUCAAACUUGACUCUGCCUUUUGUGUUUUCUGUCAUUGCUUAUUUUAUAAAAAUUAUCAUUUUAUUGAUUUUCUAUGUAUUUACCUACGUACUUCUUUAUUUACUUUUUCGUUUAUUGAUUUAUUUACUUAUCCAUACUUUUUUGGCAGCUAAACACCCGUUUAUCGUUAUAUGUAUCCCGCAAAGAAUACCAUGCAGGGAUGAGGCGUUCCCUUACAAAUGUAAUUACCACCGUCUCGAUUCUGUCCAGAAUGUGCUGAACAACUUUCAACUGCUCCACAAGCGAAGAGGUGCGGCAGAGAAGCGAGCCCAAGGUGAGUAAUGAAGAAAGCUCCACUACUAAAGCUGAAGUUCUUUUAACUCCUCUUGACAAUAACGUGGGAGAUGCGGAAGUCGUAAGGUUACGCUUGUGAUAUCACGAAGGAAAAGAGAAAAAGGGAAAAAAACUUAAAUAAUUCAUGUAACUUUUAUUUCAGCUUACCCUCCUUUCAUGGUGAUGUGUUUAGUCGACUCUAUGCACGUGUUUAUUCCACGGAGACAUCUGCCUCGCUCAGUGAAUCCCUGGCAACUUCGCCUCGAUGAUGAGCGAUGUGGAGUGGCACAAAUGAACGAUGAGCAUGUCAUGCUUCAAACACCGCUGGAAGGAUGCGGAACAACUCGCAGGUACAAUUGUAUUUGUACAAGCAAUAAAGAGGGGGUCAGAGUCUGUAAUCAAAGCGAUUUUACUGUUUUGACUAAGAUGUAAGAAGUAGUUUUUAUUAAGUAAAUGGUCCGUCACUCGUUUUGUACUCGUGUACGUUCAAAAGUCAUACUUUUAUCCUUCAAAAGUAUGGCGUUUUUGCCCAAAGCUCCACCUUGAAAAAUUAAUUUUUGAGAGCACUCUCUGACAAUAGCCGGAUGGUGACCACAUUUCUCCUCAAAGUCGUAUAUAUUUUCCACACCAUAAGUACAAACUUAAAAAUGGUGCUAUCUGUUUUUUUCGUUUUGUAGAACCGACGACAAGUCAGUGUCAUUCCACAACAAAGUCGUGGCUCAAUCUGGAAUGGGAUUUUUGGAUCUGCCGUUCCAAUGCAGCUACGAAACUCUUGAUUCGGCUAAGGACCUUAACCGCUUUGAACCAUUCUUCAAGCAAGAUGAGCCAGAGACGGGGCCAAAUCAAGGUGAUUAGUGGCGCUUCCACAUAGGGAGGAGCAAACAGUGUGUUAAAAGCUCGUACGAUUACAGCAGAGCAAGAGAAUUUUUCUAAAUAUUUUUGUCCAGUUGGGUGAAGGCGGGCAAUGCAUGACCUAAUACUUAGCGCUACGGAGCCACCCCCUCCCCACCCCUCAAAAAAAAGACAAAGAAAGAAAGUGACCCACAUGCUCAGUAACAUACAAGAUGGUAGUAACUAGUUCAAGUUCACAAAUAUAACCUUUCUCUUCUACGCGCAUAUUUCCCUCUUCAGGACCCAUUUCGAAAUCCCUCGUAAGUACACGAGAUCCUCCCCCACUGAGUCGCAUUUGUUAUGUAUUAAUUGACAAGUAUUCACCGAAAAGGGGGUGAAUAGUGGUGGAUAUUUACCGAACCUCAAAGCGGCAAGGUAAAUAUCCAGAUUAAAAUACACUGAUGUGAACAGUACUGAUAUUCACUUCCGAACUAGCCAAUCAGCAUGCGCGAAAAACCCCAAUUCACUGGUAUGGUAUUAACUAACAACAAAUAAUUGUUUUUUCAGGCCUCGACUCUACACCGAUGAAAAAAUGAAAAUCCUGUUGUUAUACAGAGUUACUGGAGUUACCCUUAAACAUGUAAAGAGAUUUUAUGGAUAACAAUAUUAUAGAAAAAACUGUGAAUAACUGACAUCAGAGAUUUCCCGCCAUGUUAGAUACGGGCAUUCAAGUUAUAUGUAUUAUUUAGACAUUUUUAAGUACUUUUAGUCGUGGUUUUUCGCCGAGUUUUGUUGCUACUGUAAGUAAUAUCAUAAAGGAC